This is a messenger RNA of Staurois parvus, 319 nucleotides long. The record is from the annotation of a GenBank genome assembly. NCBI's taxonomy places the organism in Eukaryota, Metazoa, Chordata, Amphibia, Anura, Ranidae.
AGGGCUAUCCCCAAACUGUUCCCACAAAGAUGGGAGCAUGAAAUUGUCCAAAAUGUCUUUGGCUAUUGACUUUAGCUAUGCGUCUUCUGUGCACUGUGUGCUUCAGCAACCGUUGACCCUGCUCUGUAAUUUUACGUGGCCUACCACUUUGUGCCCGAGUUGCUGUUAUUCCCAGUUGCUUCCACUUUUUUAUAAUACCACUAACAGCUGACCGUGGAAUAUUUAGUAGCAAGGAAAUUUCACAGAUGGUCUUAUUGCACAUGUGGCAACACAUCACAGUACCACGCUUGAAUUCAGUGAGCUCCUGAGAGUGAACCAU